Molecule: messenger RNA, 2511 nt
Organism: Dreissena polymorpha
Lineage: Eukaryota; Metazoa; Mollusca; Bivalvia; Myida; Dreissenidae
Exons: 5
Coding region: 33-767 (244 amino acids)
Source: RefSeq, a predicted model, not a curated record
AUCUGUUCUGAACAACUUCUCUAGCCAUCAGUAUGUUGCGCGGAGUGCUUUGUGUCUUCGUCUUGGUAUCAUGGGUCUACUGUAUGCCGACUGAAAUUGAUGCACAUUCCAAAUGCGGAUCCAUGUUCAAGCUGACACUAGAAGAGGAUUAUCGCAUAAUCGGUAAAGCAAUCUGGAACACAAACGACACGUGCACGUUCAAGUUCACCUCGGACAACAAUGGCGAGUGUCAGGGCACGUGCUACAUGUUCGAUCAUUACACGGAGAUAAGGGACGAUAAAGUGACCUUAACCGUCGGCAAAAUAACCUAUCGGACAGGACGCGAUUUCCCUUUAACGCCCAUUUGCAGUGAUGACGUCAAUGUUGACGUAACGUUGAUCCACGCGACGGGAUACAAGUACAACAAGACGUACCCCAAUUACAAGUUCAAGUUGAACGUCUACAACAAGUGCGGACCGAAGGGCGAGGUUGUCAGCCUGAACUUUGACGACGCAAUUAGAGGCGCUGAGGGUUACCACCACGGCGAAGAAAAAGUGUCGCGUGAGAGGAACGUGCUUAUAGCGGGAAUUCUAGUGGGGACCGGACUGGCUGUAUCCUUCCUGAUCCUAGUCACGAUCACCUAUUGUUACAACCACCACAGCCCCGACCGCCGUCCCAGCCGCAGCGCGAGCCUGCGCAAACUAAGUUCUAAGCAGUUACCAAAAGGAGAGAUAAGUGUCGGUUACAAGGCCAGAGGAAAGUCACAUGUAAACAUGGUUAACCGUUAGCCAAAAAGUAUGGUUUAAACUCAAAUAAUUAUCGAACAGUUUGAAAAAUACCACAAUACGAUGUCAUGAUGAGGUUUUCGUGAAACAUUUUUAUGUGUUUUUUCUUGAAUGUAUUUGAAAUUUCACAUAUGUGCGCAUGAUAAUUGUUUGAAAUCACUUAACAAGUUCCCUAACACUUACAUGCAAGUUAUCGAAUUAUGCCAUUGUUUGUACUUAAAAUUUAAGAUUGGCGUUUUUCCAAAUCUCAAUAUAUAAUACAGAUACUGAGAAAAUAUGCACAGGGUCUCUUUAGACAUUUAGUGACGUAAACUGUGACCAGCCUUUUAGCAGAAGUGUGCCCACUUUAAUACUUAGAAACGUCUGGUUAAGGUUUUGCGAUCAAUAUACACUUCAGGCCAAGGCUUAAAUAUCUAUUUUACUAAUACAUACAUUUAAAUGAAACUUCACACAUGUUUGAGAGAUCAUCAUGCGUUGCCAAUUAUCAAGGCUCAUAAUUUUGACCUGCACUUAACAGAAAUAUGAGUCGCGUUCUGAGAAAACUGGGCAUAAUGCAUUUGCGUAAAGUAUCGUCCCAGAUUAGCCUGUGCAGUCCGCACAGGCUAAUCAGGGACGACAUUUUCCGCUUUUAUGAUAUUUUCUAUUUAAAGAAAGUUUCCUCUUAGCAAAAAUCUAGUUUAGGCGGAAAGUGUCGUCCCUGACUUUCUCAGAACGCGACUCAUAUGUUCCUUUUGUACGUAGGCAAUUCAGGUCAACGUUUUUGAGCAUCUUUUCUCAUGAUCUUGAUUUGACUUUGCGAACGAUAUGUAAACUUAUAAUACAGCAAUCGUGCUUUAUGACCUUGCUUAGGGAUGUUUUUGGGGCCAGUUGCACCAAGGACAUGAUAAUAGAAAAGGUCAAAGACGUUUUAAUGUAUAAGUUUAUUUACUUCAAGAAACUCAAAUGUGUCACAGGUAUGAAAAUUGCCACAAACCGCUGUUAGUGAAUUUGUAUACAAACAGCGAACGAAUUAUGUUUCAGCAACAAAUAUCAGCAAAAAUAUGUCGUUACUGUGAUAAUACUAAUUUAUGAUUAUUUUUUUUAUUUCUCUGCAAUUGACGACACAAGUGAACAGAUGUCAAAAUUGCAACCAAUCUACCAUAUGAAAUGAUGAUGUAAUAUUAUAAGUCAUGUAUUAUGGUGUAUAUACUGCUAUUGUAAGCAGAUUUUGUCCACAAAGUCACGCCAGCUGAAGAAGCAAAGAACGUGGGAAAGUUUGAAAAAGGCUGGCACUGAUGUUUGAAAAGCCUGGUUGAGGUCAAACAGAGAGCUAGGAUUUAAAUGUCUACUGAAGCUAUGUUAAAUAUAUCAUAUUAAAGAUGAGACAUGGGUAUGCACAUACAAUAUACGUAAUACAGGGACCAUUUAAUAAUAAUUAUAUAAACCAUAAUAUAAAGGUGUAUGCUUUGACAUUUAUAGUUUAUGCAUUUUGUUUACAUGAACGCGUUAACAGCAGCGCUUGAGACAUUUUUCAUUCUACGAGGAAGACGAAUAAGUAUACGCUAUUUUUCUUUUAAACUCAAAAUAAAAUAUGGAAAUAUAAUGGUAAUAAUCGAUUAUAUUUUAUGAGUGUCAGGUGUCAAUUAACGUUAUCAUUUCAUUUUUCUACAAACUUGAACGACUUUUUUAUUCGGAAGCUUUGUUUUGUUUGAUACUUCUCAUUAUACUGUUACACUCGCUUCAUUUUCAUUAAAACAAAAAUGAUUAA